Messenger RNA from Panthera uncia (snow leopard), 2109 nucleotides. It is a transcript of the gene SLC6A16, whose product is annotated as solute carrier family 6 member 16. Lineage: Eukaryota; Metazoa; Chordata; Mammalia; Carnivora; Felidae. Gene Ontology annotation, biological process: sodium ion transmembrane transport. Gene Ontology annotation, cellular component: membrane. The record is from RefSeq and is a predicted model, not a curated record.
AUGGGCCUGGAGGAGCGGUUGUCGCGAAUGGUGAUAAAAAAAAAAAAAAAAAGAGUGGCAGCUACCCUGACCCAGAAACCCUUAUGUGGGAAGGGGCAGGUUGCAGAGAAGGAAAAGAGAGAGGCCUUUUUUAACCGUCCAUGCUGGUCCAAUAAGGUUGAGUACAUCCUGACUCAGGUAGGCUACUCCAUGAGGAUGAGUGAUCUCUGGCAUGUUUUCUUCCUAUGACCUCACAAUGGAGGUUGCGGUUUUCUCAUCUUCUAUAUCCACGUGCUGUUCUUGAUCGGGGUUCCUCUUCUAUUCCUGGAGAUGGCAGCUGGUCAGAGAAUGCGUCAGGGCAGCAUUGGUGUCUGGAAGGUCAUCAGCCCCUGGAUUGGUGGUGUGGGGUAUACCAGCUUCAUGGUGUGCUUCAUCACCAACUUAUACUUGAAUGUGGUCAAUGCCUGGAUCCUGUCCUACUUGGCCCAGUCUUUCCAGUUUCCAGUUCCAUGGGAGAACUGUCCCUUAUUGAUGAACUCCAGUGAAUUUGGUCCCCCCAGAUCCUGAAGGACAACAGCUUCCAUGUACUUCUGGUACCUGCUGACCUUGAAGGCCUCAGACAGAGUUGAGGAUGGUGGGUCACCAGUCUUCAGUCUGAAAUUGUUCUUAUUGGUGUCGUGGUAUCUUGUUAGCGCUUUCAUUAUUAAUGGGCUCAAGUUCUCUGGAAACGUAAUGUAUGUCUUGGUACCAGUCUCUUAUUGCAUCGUCCUCAGUUUCCUCAUGUGUCUACUGCUCUAAGGGGCAGUAUUUGGCCUUCAGUAUUGGAUGCUUUCCAAGAUAUCAACUAUGUACAACAUGGAUGUAUGGCAUGAAGUAGGGAACCGGGUCUUGUUUGCCUUGUGUCUAGGCUUUGGCCUUGUCUCCUUAUCCUCGCACAUGUACCCAUCCAGCAACUGUCUCAUUGAUGCCUUCGUUGUGACUCUGGUCAACCUGCUCAGCAUGCUGCUGGUCCCAUCAUUUUACUUCUGUGUCCUGGGCUUUUGGGCCACAGUCAUCACGCACCGCUGCAGUGAGAAGAAUGCUGAAAUGCUUGAGAAGCUGAUAACCGUAGGGAAAUUCCCUCUUGAGGCCCAGCCCCCUUCCAAUCUGGUUGAUAGCCCUACCUGCCUUGCCUCCUGGCUGGACAGCCUUCUCCAGCACAUCAAGAGCAUUGUCCUCAGCCACUUGAGUGACUGCAACUUAGAGAAGCAGGUUUUGAAGGUUAAGGAGGGCCCAAGCCUUGCAUUCAUGGCCUUCGUUGAAACCAUGUCAUUCAUUCCUGGGUCUGUCUGCUGGUCUAUCCUCUUCCUGUUUUUGCUGACAUUGGGGCUGAGCACCAUGGUAGGGAUCAUGCAGGGCGUCCUAACCCCACUCCAGGACACCUUUUCUUCUUUCAGGAAAUACACAAAACAGCCUACCGUGGUUGUCUUUGGGCUCAUGUUCCUGUGUGGCUUCUUCUUCACUCGACCUUCAGGCAUCUACUUCAUCAGCCUGCUGCAUGAAUACUGAACAGUCCUCCCCAUCAUCAUCAUCAUCAUCAUCAUCAUCAUCAUCAUCAUAUUUGAAAACAUGGCUGUGGGCUGGGCCUGUGGGGCCAGGAGGUUCCUUGAAGACUUGGCGAUCAUGUGGGGACCCCUCAUCUCUCCCAUCCAUUGGCUGUGGUGCUUUCUCUGUCCCGUUGUGCUGCUAGCCCUGUUUGUGAUUACUCUGAUUCAUCUGUCUCUGAAGACUAUCACCUAUGUGGCCUGGGACUCAGUCCCUGAAGACUCAUUGGUCAUCUGCCCUGGUUCCUAUCCCACCCUUCCCUUCUACAGUCCUCACUUUUCUGGGAACUUUGAUGUUCUGAACCCCUUUCCCAUCUUUCCACAGUCAAAAGAGGUGCUUCACCAAUACCCAUCAUUGGGGCUUCUUGCAACGAUUGACCUUUUUCUCACUGUUAUCUUCCCCAUCCACACAUAUUUUGCAUACUGCCUCACCCACAGGAUUCCCUUCAAUCCCACAAGCCAGGGUAAGCCUAUGAUAUCUUCCAAAUCCUUACCCUUAAUCCAGCCAACGCCCGUUAAAGAGGUCCAAAAGUAGGAAAUCCUGUGA